This is a messenger RNA of Bombyx mandarina (wild silkworm), 1236 nucleotides long. RefSeq names its product prohibitin 2 (gene Phb2). NCBI's taxonomy places the organism in Eukaryota, Metazoa, Arthropoda, Insecta, Lepidoptera, Bombycidae. Gene Ontology annotation, cellular component: membrane; mitochondrion. The record is from RefSeq and is a predicted model, not a curated record. Gene Ontology annotation, biological process: mitochondrion organization.
UGGUCAUUGCACAAUUUGGAAUUAGUUGCCGGAUAGGUUAGAACGUAAAAGUAUUUUAUAAAUAAAUUACUAUUAAAAUACCUUAUUAUACGUUAAACAUAUUCUUGUCAUGGCACAAAGUAAGAUAAAUGACAUGGCAGGGAAGUUCGCUAAAGGUGGGCCACCUGGUCUUGGCAUCGGUCUCAAAGUGGUAGCCGUUGUCGGCGCUGCGGCUUAUGGCGUCUCCCAAUCGGUGUUUACCGUGGAAGGAGGUCAUCGUGCCAUUAUGUUCAACAGAAUAGGAGGAGUACAACAGCACGUAUUCACCGAAGGUAUGCACUUCCGUAUACCGUGGUUUCAAUACCCCAUCAUUUAUGAUAUCAGAUCCCGACCUCGCAAGAUAUCUUCCCCGACUGGUUCAAAAGAUUUACAGAUGGUAAACAUUUCCCUCCGAGUACUUUCUCGACCAGAUGCCAAUAUGCUAGCAACAAUGUACAGACAACUUGGAACAGAUUAUGAUGAAAAGGUUUUGCCAUCUAUAUGCAAUGAAGUCCUAAAAUCGGUUGUUGCUAAAUUCAAUGCCUCCCAGCUGAUCACGCAGCGUCAGCAGGUGUCUCUACUAAUCAGAAGAGAGUUGGUUGAGCGUGCUGCUGAUUUUAAUAUUAUCCUUGAUGAUGUAUCCCUCACUGAACUAAGCUUUGGUAAGGAAUACACAGCUGCAGUAGAAGCUAAACAAGUUGCACAACAGGAGGCUCAGCGUGCAGCUUUUGUAGUUGAAAGGGCAAAGCAAGAGCGUCAACAGAAAAUUGUGCAAGCAGAGGGAGAAGCUGAAGCUGCUGAGAUGUUGGGUAAAGCCAUGGGCAUGAACCCUGGUUAUUUAAAACUUAGGAAAAUUCGUGCUGCUCAAAGUAUUUCGAGAAUGAUUGCUCAAUCUCAGAACCGUGUCUUCCUCCCUGGAAACAGUCUGAUGAUCAAUCUUCAAGAUCCUACUUUUGAUGAUUUGUCUGAGAAACUCACUAAAAAGAAGUAACAUGAGGCUGAGAGUGUGUGCGCUGAGAAUCUGAAGCCAGCCGCCACUCUAAAAGACGAAAUUACAGUCAUAAUCAGUGGUGCUGCUUCAGUUGCUGUUUAGUAUUUGGGUUGUUCAGCAAAUCACAAUUCAAACAAUUUAAUCUUUGCAUUUUAAGUUAUUUAGUUUUGUAGGAUUAAUAGUAUGUAUGGGAAACAAAAAAUGUCAAUAAAGAUUUCAAAACUCAA